Messenger RNA from Anas platyrhynchos (mallard), 2926 nucleotides. It is a transcript of the gene VAMP7, whose product is annotated as vesicle associated membrane protein 7. Gene Ontology annotation, molecular function: SNARE binding; SNAP receptor activity. Lineage: Eukaryota; Metazoa; Chordata; Aves; Anseriformes; Anatidae. Gene Ontology annotation, biological process: exocytosis; endosome to lysosome transport; vesicle fusion. The record is from RefSeq and is a predicted model, not a curated record. Gene Ontology annotation, cellular component: membrane; SNARE complex.
GCGGGACUACAACUCCCAGCGGGCACCGCGCCGCAGACCGGAAGCGCGUCGUGGCGGGGCGGAGGAGCCGGGCGGGCGGUGGAGGCAGCGGCUCCUGCAGGACGCCCCCAGGCAGCUCCAGCCCCCGUGGGCCCCGUCUGCAGAUAACGUGAAGUCAUGGCUAUCCUGUUCGCUGUUGUGGCGAGGGGCACAACCAUCCUUGCCAAGCAUGCCUGGUGUGGAGGAAACUUCCUGGAGGUGACAGAGCAGAUCCUGGCAAAGAUACCUUCGGAAAACAACAAGCUGACCUAUUCACACGGGAAUUAUCUGUUUCACUACAUCUGCCAAGACAGGAUCAUAUACCUCUGCAUCACGGAUGAUGACUUCGAACGUUCCAGAGCCUUCAACUUCCUGAAUGAAAUCAAGAAGAGAUUUCAGACCACGUAUGGCUCAAGAGCACAGACAGCCCUUCCCUAUGCAAUGAACAGCGAGUUCUCAAGUGUCUUAGCUGCACAGCUGAAAUACCACUCGGAGAGCAAGGGCACUGACCAGGUGGCGGAGACGCAAGCCCAAGUUGAUGAACUGAAAGGAAUCAUGGUUCGAAACAUAGACCUCGUGGCACAAAGAGGAGAGAAGCUGGAGUUGCUGAUUGAUAAAACCGAGAACCUCGUGGAUUCGUCGGUCACUUUCAAAACUACCAGCAGGAACCUUGCUAGAGCCAUGUGCAUGAAGAACCUCAAGCUCACCAUUAUCAUCAUCAUUGUAUCAAUUGUUAUCAUCUAUAUCAUUGUAUCAGCUGCCUGUGGUAAGCUUGCAUAGCCAACCUGUGUGCAGAAGUAACCGGGAGCAGUUGGUGCUGGUCAGUUGGAGAUGAGAAUCACAGGAGUGUGAAGAAGCAACCUACAGAAUAACUCUUAAUCUUUCACUACUGACACCUUCUCAUUCUUCAUCCCUCCAGGACUUCAGACUUCUUUGCCUUACCACCCCAAACAGGCCCAGCUGGUCGCUGCUUCUGUGCAGCUGUAACCUCAAGACUGGGCUGUUUUAAAUUACUUGAAGGGAUUUUUGUUUUGUUUUUCUGUCCCAUCUAAAGCCUUCUCAGCUGGGUAGGCAGUACAGCCAACUCUGGAGGGCACAUGCAUCCUUGCCCAUGUGCCCCUGCAGCUUUGCACUUCCACGUGAGCGUGCAAGUGGAGAAUCACGGUUUAGCAACCGUCCUACCCACAAGGAUGGCACUGGAGGGUAGUUCAGGGUGGGCUGAGCCAAACUAACGGGAGAGACACGAGAUGGAUGUGUGCGUUUCCAUUUCCCACAAAUGGUGGAGAUCCAGGUGCCCCUCCCUGCACAUCUGGCCUCUUGCAGUGUUCCAGCAUGUCGCGAUUGCAAGUGCAAUAUAGGUAGGAAGAAAAUGGCUUUAGGGCUGGGCUUUAUGCACUGUAAGAUGUAGGUGCUGCUUCUGUAUGAAAUCUCCCUUUUUCCUGGUGGUCUUUCUGCAGUUGGUAGGAGAGGGUGUUAGGUCACCUUGGCGCUUUGAAAUGGCCUCCUCUUCAUCAACAUUUCUUACUCCCCCUUUAAUUUGUGGCUAAAUCAAUACAGUUGGAGAGCGUUCCAUAUAGUUAAGGUUGCAAUAAUGCAUAUGCUUUGUCACCUAUUAUUUCUCUUGUUCUUUUGAGGUUGGACUAAAAUGAAUAUUAACAUUCUCACUUGUUAAGGUGAAGUUGGGGGGCCAGUCAAGGCCAGACUAUCAAUCUGGCUUAAGGUGUCAGGUAUUAGCUGCUUGUGCUUCUACUCAGAAGGUUUGUGCUAAAAACUGAAGACAGAGAAGGAACGGAAGGCUGGAGUUGAAUGGAUGGUUACUUUCUCUAUGGUCUGAAGCAGAAAAGCUCUCUCAGAGGAUGUAGUAACAGGUAUUCCUGUGUGCAAAAAAAUAAUAUAUAUAUAUAUACCCAAAUCUCCAAGGCUAAUAACCAAAUGUAGGAUCAGGUACCCUGGUAAUGUGCUGCUAUCAAGAGUAUAGGGACUGCUCUGCCUAGCGUUGGAAGCUGUGAUCACUAUUUUUGUCCCAUCUGGAUAUCUGAAUUACCAGGCCAUGAGCCCCAGACAGCCCCAGGACUGGGGGCUGUGCAACAAGCAGGCGGGGCAGUGUGGUGGCUGGGAGUCCUGGCUGACUGGAAGAGAAGCUGUUGUUGCCUGGGGUGCGAGGAGCGUGGGGCUUCCAUCUCAUAUCUUAAAGGAUUAUUUUCAAGAGAAGAAAUGGGAACACCUGAAAUCUCACAAAAGCAUCAAGUGGUGUAAAUGAGGAAGCUGCACUGCUUUGGCACAGGGAAGUGACUUGUAAGGGUGGGUGGAAGCUGUGCAGCUGUGGGAAAGGGAGGCUCAAUUUGGUGACUAAACUCUGACACUUGGUGCCAUGGGUUCCCUGAGCCCUGCAACACGGGCUUGCCACAGGCAGGACAGUGAUGUUAAAUGGCUGCUCCUUCACAUGCUUUGCUUGGUGUAUGGUACAUUGACCUUGGAGCUUUCCAGCAGGUGCCAGGUAAAAAGUCUUCCUGUAAACUUGCAUGGUUUUGGCUAAUUUUACUGAUGGCAAUCAGAUCUUGGAUAUCCAGAAAGUGCCAGUGGUUCUGAUCAGUACUGUGGUCGCUGGCCUUGGUUUCUAUUUUGUUUUACACCACUGUAAAGCAGAGAAAGACUUCCUCUUACCUGGAAGUGGAUGUGGAAGAGAGCCCUUCUUCCCCUCCUUAGUAUCCGUACAGCCUCCCCCCAGGCUCAAUGUACAAUUGUGCAUGUUUUAGGGAUUGUUGAUGUUACUGUGUUAAUUUCUAUGAUUUGUUGUCUUAUGUACAAACACUUUUUAAUGAAGACUUCCUUUUCUUUUAAAGGAUGCACUGAGAUAUUAGUGUAAAAACAAAGUUAACCUGAUUUAAAUAAAAUUACUGUACAGAAA